AUGCCUCGAGUGGUGAAAAAGGGCUCUAAGCCGGCUGCUCAGGCUAAGGGUCCUGAUGCCUUGGAUCUGGCUGCGAAGGGUCAUCAGUCGGAGCCGGCCACGCCGAAACCAUAUUUGAAGGAGGUGGAAGGCCCGUUCGGGGAUGGCGUUCGUGCUUCUCUGGUGAAACGGCUGUCUGCGCUGAAGUUUCCUUCAUCGGACGCGCCACCUGAAGGAAGGGACACCUCUACCAACGAAAAGGAAGACAGAGAGGAGGUGAAAUCGCCGACCGCUGCUCCCAAAGCACCUGAGGAAGGGACUGAAGACGAGGAGGAAGAGGAUGAUGGUUAUCUCAGCGAUGAUCCGGAGGAGCGUUUUGACCCGGUGAAGGUGGGUGAAAUCGCUGCACGCGCAGGCUUCUCCAUUACUCUGCUGGUUCCGAUUAAGUAUGAGGAGGAAGUUCCUCGCACCAUUGACACGGUCAAGGGUCUUCUCGCGAUAUGGAGGAAAUUCAUGUCUGCUCACGUUCUGGUGACGACCAAGUGCCAGGUCCUUCUGCCGGCGUGGCUGUCAAAGAAGCGGUAUGGGAGGCUGCAAGUUACAUUUCAGCAGGCAUCGGACGCGAACUACGUGUGGUGUCGCAGGAUUCAGCACAAGUUGUUGAAUGGGGAGAGCAUUUACCUGGAUUGGCAGCAUCCGGAGAACCCGAUUUACAUCCAGGAGCGUGCGGCCAACCCGGACUCCAUUGAGGUGUUGCUGAAGAGUGUUCCGGCUGCCAUUACAUCGGAGAUGGUGUAUGAGUACCUCGUGAAGACAGUGCUGGAGAAGCGGGGCCGGACGCCUUUCCUUAGCGGUGCUGCUUUCCACAGGGUGGUGGACCCGGCUGUUGGGGCCCUAAUCGAGUCUGCUGACGACUUCGUCGCCUCGUACCUGAGCAGCUGCAUCCCUGCCGCUAGAUGCGCGGGUGAAGAAGAUCUUACGCGACCCUGCUGUGGUGCUGAUCUCCACGGGGGGAAGCCGGGAGGAAUGGCUUUGCGUCCAGGAGGCAUGUGGCAAGGCGCAUGGUUCCAGUUUUACGCAGGCGCUGGCGCAUGUGGAUUAAUGGAUAACAAACACAACCUUACCUUGUGCGAGGUCAAUGUUAACGGCCUCGGGAGCAACGGCAAAAGAACUGCACACGCUAAGUGGAUUAGAACGAUCGCAGAUGUGGUGGUGCUUACGGACACGAGAAUAAUAGAAGAUCAUAAUUUCUGGACGCAAUUGAAACCAUCAUCAGCAGCGGUGGUGGGAAAUUGCGAAAGAGCAGGUGGGGUUGCGGUGCUGUCUUUUAAUGAGGAAGUGAAGUUCACAGAGGUGGUCACUCACCCAUCGGGAAGGCUGGUGGGGGUCACAGUGUCGUGCUCGCAGACCUCCUUCAGGUUGAUUGCGAUGUACCUGCCUGCGCAGCCGUGUGCCAGAGGCGUUUUCUUCAGAAGCUGUCUCCCGGUGUUUGUUCAAGCUCAGCCGACGUGCGCACACCUGGUGGUUCUGGGUGACCUGAAUUUGGUGGAGGACCCCGAUCUGGACAAGUCGUCGCGCUCGGGUUCGGGGAACGAGAAUCAGCGGCUGCUGGGCUUCUGGAGAACGGAGGACCUCAGGGAUGCCUUUCGGGUGCUUCAUCCAAACCGCCCGGAGUAUACCUUCAGGGACAGGGCGACUAAGGCGAGCACACGCAUCGACAGGGGCCUGGUGUCUUUCUCACUGCUCGGGCUGCUGGCCGACGCGCGCCAUGUUAAGAUCCCAAGGGGUCUGUCGGACCAUUGGUUCGGAAUACAACUUGCACUCGCGGUGGCGGCGCCGGCGGAACAGGGCCCUGGUAUAUGGCGGAUGCAAGCAAGACAGGCGAGGGGGAGCGGGGUUAGUACGGUGUCUGCUAACAUCCUUAAGAAAUUCGAGAACGAGGAGGGGAUGGACCUAGGGAAGAAGCUGAAGCUGCUCAGCAUGGGUUUAAGAGAAUACUCACGAGAAGAGCGGAAGAGGGUGAGGGCGACAGUGCAACACCUGGAGGGUGUGGUGGAGCGUUUAAGACACAAAGUGAUGAGGUAUCCCGAGGACAGGAGGGCGCAGAACAAGCUAAUUAAAAAAGAGGCGCACCUAGAGGCGUACCUUCAGAGCUGCAAAGACCGGAUGCAGGUCUUGGCGGGGAUCAAGGUGGAACUCAGGGCCAAAGGAGGUGCUAAAGGCGGCCGCGGAUCACUUCAGGUCAACCUGGGGGUUGUACCAGAGGAGGAGGUGGACUGGGGCGCUUUUUCAGAAGGCGCCAAGUUCUCAGAGGCGGAUGCUGAACUCCUUGGGGCUGUUUGGACGGAGGAGGAAGUCAAGCAGGCGCUGGAGAGUCUCCCGAAGGGGAAAUCCCCCGGUCAGGAUGGACUGCCAGCAGAGUUUUUCAUCGCGCACUGGGAGUUGCUGAAGAAGCACGUGAUGGACUUCGUCGGAGAGUUUGCUGAGAAGGCAAAGUUGCCAGAGAGCCUCUCGACCUCGGUGACCGUAUUGCUGCACAAGAAAGGGCCAACGGAUCAGCUGGGGAAUUACCGCCCCAUCACGCUCCUGUCAGCCAUGUACAAAGUGAUCACGAAGGUCAUGGCUACGAGACUGAAGAAGGUGUUGGGCAAGGUCCUAUCAAAGGAGCAGCAUGGCUUCUUACCUGGGAAAAGCCUUGCGGAUGCAGAUUCGGUGGUAGCGGAUGCAGUGAAGGCGGCGAACAGCGGCGGGGAGGAUUGGCUACUACUGUUGGUGGAUUUUCAGAAGGCGUAUGACACGGUCUCAAGAUCCUUCCUCUUCAGGGUCAUGAAGGAGCUGGGCAUGCCCGAAAACUUCAUUGGUUGGACCAGAGGACUGCACCCGCUGUACAGAGCCACGCAGCGUGAAGGGCUGGGUAUCGGACCGGUGGGGAAAGAGCCGCUGGCGUACAUGGGGUACGCCGAUGACACAUCCUUUCUGCUGAGCGGGGAGGCCCAGCUGCGGAGGACGGUGGAGGUGCUGGACACCUUCGGAAAGCAGUCGGGGCUGAAGGUGAACUGCGACAAGUCGGUGGUCGUGCCGCUGGGGAGCAACAGGGGAGAGCCGGUGCCGGCGGACAUCCCGUACAAAUGGUCGGUGCAGGGUGAACCGGAGAGGCUUCUGGGGGGGUGUGGGUAA
Closterium sp. Yama58-4 is the source of this 3156-nucleotide messenger RNA. NCBI's taxonomy places the organism in Eukaryota, Viridiplantae, Streptophyta, Zygnematophyceae, Desmidiales, Closteriaceae. The record is from the annotation of a GenBank genome assembly.